CGCCCGAACUUCAGGUAGUGUGGGGCUCGCGAGCGGCUUCGAUUUUCGCUGGUUUUUCCCGCCUCGAAAGGACGCACGAACGUCAACUUUUCUCAGUCCUUUUUCUCGGGAAGUCGGUUCGCUGUAGAUAGCCCGCGGAACUUUCACUUCCCCCGCGCGUCCAGAGCACACCUGGCGGUCGACCUGCGGGGUGUUUUCCCUGAGUCGGCCUACCCCAAAGCUGAGGACUCUGCAGCGAGAUCCUUCGCGAAAAACCUCUGCAGCCUUUCUUUGACGCGUGGCAGUUCAUUUAAACUUCUUUCAUUCUCCAACAGUCGCUGGAAACGAACCAGCUGUAUCUGCUCCCUUCCCCUUCCGGUGGCUGCUGUCUGCUUAGCGCGUCCAGCAGCGCGACCGUGACGGGGGGGGACCUGCUUGCACAAAAAACUGGGCUUUCCAGGCUUGUGGGGUUCGCUGCACUCGUCGCUUUCUCCGGAGUUCGUUCGAUCCUCGCGAUCGACGAAUCCGAGUCUGGUCUCUGCUUCGCGAGACGGACGCGCUGGUUCUUCGACGUUUGUGCUCUGCCCGAAAACGCACACUCUCCGGAGCGUGGCGACAGGACCCCCUCGUUUCUGCCGGUCACUCGAUCCCCCGAAGAAAUGCCGAAAGUGCAGAGCGAAAAGCGCAAGGUGGCGAACCGCCAUAACCCUCUCCACGUGGACAUCCUCGGCCAGGCGGGUGUGCAUACACCCGAGACGGGACUCCUGUUUCAGAAGAAAGGCAAGGCCGCGAAGAAGUCGAGGCUGAGUAGGUCGGCCGAUGACGACGAAGGCGAAGAUGCCGACGGCGUGGUUCCCCGGAGACUCAGCAAGAAAAUUCUUCGUCUGGUCGAGGAACAGCAACACCACCGCUCAGAGAACGGCCCCGAUGCGGACAGCGGCAGCGAGCUGGACUCCGAGGAUGUCGACCGGGACUCCGGUGGGGAAGACGUAGAUUCUGAAGGCUUCGUCGUCAUCGAUGGCGAGGCAGACGAGGAAGACGAACUGUAUGUCCAGCGCGUUCAGCAGCGUCAGGGAACUGCGGCGGCUGCUCCGACGCUCGCGGAUUUUAUCUUGGAGAAGUUGCGACAGAAGGAGGAGAGAGAGUCGAGCGGCGCCGCAGCUGAAGCGCCCGAGGAGGACUGCAGUGCGUUGCCUCCGAAAGUUGUUGAGGUGUACACAGCCAUGGGAUCCUUUCUGCAGAAGUACAGAAGUGGAAAAAUGCCGAAGGCUUUCAAAGUUCUGCCCCGCCUCCAGAGGUGGGAGGAAGUUUUGCUUUUGACUCAGCCGGAAAGCUGGUCAAGACAGGCGAUGUUUGAGGCGACGAAAAUCUUCACAAGCAACUUGUCCAGCGCCGGUGCUCAGCGAUUCCUUUGUCUCGUCCUCCUACCUGCUGUCAGGAGCGACAUCUCCACGAACAAGAAGCUGAACUACCACCUGUACCAAGCCCUGAAGAAGGCUCUCUUCAAGCCUGCAGCCUUCUUCAAAGGUAUUUUCCUGCCUCUCGCUCUCGAGGGCUGCAGCAACAGAGAAGCCAUCAUCGUCGGGAGUGUGGUGGCAAAGGUUUCGAUUCCUGUUCUGCAUGCGGCCGCGGCGCUCAUGCGCUUGGCGCUCGUCCCCCCGCCUCAGUGGCUACCGGCUGUCAGUGUGUUGAUGGGGCUUCUCAUCAACAAGAAGUACUCGCUUCCUGUCAAGGCGGUUCAGGCUUGCGUCGCGCAUUUCCACCGAUUCGCCGAGAGAGCGGACCUCCUUCCUGUCGCCUGGCACCAAGCGCUGCUCGUCUUCGUUCAACGCUACAAAUUCUGCCUUUCGGAAGACGAGCGAAGCAUGCUGAAGGAGGUGCUGCGCGUCCACUUCCACGAGAAAAUUGGACCGGAGAUUCGUCGGGAGCUUCUCGCGAAGCAGGCAGCUCUCGUGCUCCAGCAGCAGCAGGCGUUGUUAGAGCAACAACAGGAAGCGAGUCCGGACGUGGAAAUGGCAUGACUUUCUUCGAGAUGUCGCUCUUUUCUGGAGCGCUCUCUGCAGUGCCAAGGCCGCCUGCACUCCAAAGACUCCUUCGGGAGUGUGAGUCGUUCUCUCUUUCUCAGUUUUCUUGGGGAAACUCCAGUUUUGAGAACGUCUGGAGACAUAUAUGGUGUGGCACCUCGGUGUGUCACAUCAAAAGCUUUUUCCGUUGCAUGCACAGGUCGUUUUCCGCGACAGAGACGGAUGCGAGGGCGAGAGGCGUUCCCCUGCUCUCUGAGAUGAUGAUUUUCACAUUUGGGAAUCUCGCUGAAUUCGUUGAUGAGAACGUGUGAACCACAGAACUUUCUGAUUCUCGUGGAGCAGGGGUUCUUCGCUCACCUCAGUCCGUCUAUUUGAGAACACACAGGUACAUCCCCUCUCAGAGAAGAGGAGAUUUGUUUUUUGUGUCUUUUCAAACUUCUCUUGUCAAACAAGC
Messenger RNA from Toxoplasma gondii ME49, 2457 nucleotides. RefSeq names its product bystin protein. The transcript has 8 exons. Gene Ontology annotation, molecular function: snoRNA binding. Bases 639 to 2000 code for a protein of 453 amino acids. Gene Ontology annotation, cellular component: preribosome, small subunit precursor; cytoplasm; nucleolus. Gene Ontology annotation, biological process: rRNA processing. The record is from RefSeq and is a predicted model, not a curated record. NCBI's taxonomy places the organism in Eukaryota, Apicomplexa, Conoidasida, Eucoccidiorida, Sarcocystidae.